AUGCUUCGUCAAGCUUCGAUUCUCUGGGGUCUUGUCUUGGCGGGUACUGUAAGGGCAGGUAUCAAUUCCUGGGUAUCGCCUGAAUACAAAUACAUAUUCCAAUUCCCUCUCCCCAUACCUCCGCCUUUACCACCAUCGGCAACCUAUACCAAUGAAACGACCGGAAAGUCUAUCGACUUCUAUGAACUUGAUAUUCGAUCGUUUGAAAAGCAGGUCUAUCCAAAUCUGGGGACCACAACCCUUGUGGGCUAUAAUGGAAUCGCACCUGGUCCUACCUUGUAUAUGACACGCGGCCGAGAGGCUGUUGUCCGAUUCGUCAACAAAUAUGAUCGGCCCUCGUCUAUUCAUCUUCAUGGGUCUUACUCGAGAACCCCAUUUGACGGAUGGGCUGAAGACGUCACAGGACCGGGUCAAUAUAAAGACUAUUAUUACCCAAAUGUCCAACCUGUCAGGACUUUGUGGUAUCACGACCAUGCAAUUGGCAUCACCGCCGUCAACGCAUACUUCGGGCAGGCUGGCUUUUACAUUCUCUCAGAUUCCACCGUUCAAGACAAACUAAAACUCCCAUCCGGUGAUUACGAUGUGCCUCUCAUGCUGGCGAGUAAGCAGUUCCUUCCUAGCGGGAAACUAUUAUCUCCGGAGAAUGAACGAGACAGCUUAUUUGGUGAUGUAAAUACCGUCAAUGGUCAGCCAUGGCCAUACAUGAAUGUCGAAAAUCGAAAGUACAAAUUCCGUCUAGUGGAUGCAUCAAUCUCGAGGAGUUACAGCCUUUAUCUUGUAGCUGAUUCUAAUCCCAAGACUCGACUUCCUUUCACAGUCGUCGGUGCUGAUGCGGGUUAUCUUGAUCACCCAGUACCCACCACAAACCUGGUGAUUGCCAUGGCCGAAAGAUACGAGAUCGUGAUCGACUUCGAUAAAUACAAAGGUCAAAACAUGACCCUGAUGAAUGAUCGCAACUUCCAAACAAACCCAGAUUAUCCGGCCACUGACAAAGUUCUUCGAUUCGUGGUCGGGACAAGUACGAGCUCUUCGAAUGGGAACGGGGAUAUUCCUAGUCUCUUGUCUGAUCUUGUCAUUCCAAAUCCGCAGACUACAGUCGAUAAGACUUUUGAAUUCGGGAAAGGUAGUGGCGGCCAAUGGUUGAUCAAUGGUAUUGGAUUUGAAGAUGUGAAGAAUCGUGUCAUUGCAUACCCGUCGCAAGGUAAAACCCAGCGAUGGCGUCUUGUUAACAAGGGUGGCGGAUGGAGCCAUCCAAUUCAUAUCCAUCUCAUCGACUUUCAGGUAGUUGCACGGACUGGAUCGGGUCGACAAGGAGUCACACCAUACGAAGCAGCCGCCCUCAAAGACGUGGUCUACUUGGGUACCAAUGAACAAGUUGACGUCAUUGCAAACUUUGCUCCUUGGUCAGGGGUCUACAUGUUUCACUGCCAUAACCUCGUCCACGAAGAUCACGACAUGAUGGCCGCCUUCAACGUCUCCCAAGUCGACCUCUCCACCUACGGCUACCCCCAAAAAAUCUCCUUCAACGACCCCAUGGCAUCCCUCUUCCGCUCAAAAACCUAUACCGGGACCGACCUCUCCCAAGUAAAAGAUGUCCUGCUCCCCUAUUUCCAAAAUCUCGACGCAUAUCCUGACUCUCACGAAAUUGAAAAGGCGCUUGAUGAUUAUUAUAAGAACCCUCCGUCUUCUUCGAAGUCCUCGACACCGGCGAGCACUACCCCAACAACGCUUCAGACGAGUACCACGGCUACUACGGUGAAGUCUACGACGGUUGGGACUACGACGAAGAGUGAGGAUAAACUGAAAACGACGACUAGUGCGAGAUCGGAGGAUAAGGCGAAGAUGGCGACGCCGGUGACGAAACGGAAGACUUCAAGAUUGUAA
Messenger RNA from Hyaloscypha bicolor E, 1884 nucleotides. RefSeq names its product Cupredoxin. The record is from RefSeq and is a predicted model, not a curated record. Gene Ontology annotation, molecular function: copper ion binding; oxidoreductase activity. The transcript has 7 exons. The coding region runs from base 1 to 1884 and encodes 627 amino acids. Lineage: Eukaryota; Fungi; Ascomycota; Leotiomycetes; Helotiales; Hyaloscyphaceae.